AUGGCUGAUAUGAAACAUCUCAACUUGCCUGUGGGCGUCGUCUUUUGUUCGGACAUGGGGGCCCCUCAAGAUGUCUCGCAUGAUACAUUUGUCCGUCGUACUUUGCCGAUUGCUUCUCCGCCUCCAAAGAUUGUCAACGCAGAGCAACACUCGCAAUUUGUGCAAUCUUCUUGCACGAUCUCGGCUCUUCCGGGUCUCAAUAGUAGUAUGGCCUCGACCAGCUCUGUCAAGCCUUCGUUUAGCAGUUCUGCCACGCAUCCUAGGUUGGAACAGUCCAUCGUCGAUCCAGUCCGCCACGGCGACGUAUUUAAACCAAAUGGCAACUCUUGGCUUUCUACUGUCAUAUCACACUCCUACCGGCUCGCCCGUUUGUCUCCAGGUUAUAUAUCUCUUCCCAGGGCUUCUUUGCCUCCCCGCGAGCAGUACGAUGCUUCUCAACCUACCUACAAGCCUGCAACCCACGCCAGCAGCCGGUGCGAGGCGGCUUCAAGGCAGCACGAACGCUUGACUUGUGAGGAGUUCAUUCAUAGCAUCGACUUCGAGGCCCGCAAGCUUUUUGCGUAUGUCGAAUUCUACAACGGCGCUGCUCGAGCUCAGCUGAACGUUCAGCACACCCGGAAGUCUUCGCUUGAGAAGACACUUGUCGAUAUCGACAACAUCAAGCGCUCUCUUGAGCGGAUUCAGGAUAUUAUUCGAAUUACGGAGCGUGCCUGCAAGGAAGCCGCGACGGAGGAUACCUACAGGGAGAACUUGUCUUCAUGGCAUGAGGGGCACUGA
Molecule: messenger RNA, 777 nt
Organism: Akanthomyces muscarius
Lineage: Eukaryota; Fungi; Ascomycota; Sordariomycetes; Hypocreales; Cordycipitaceae
Exons: 2
Coding region: 1-777 (258 amino acids)
Source: RefSeq, a predicted model, not a curated record